GGCGGCUGCCGCUACUAGAGAGAGUGGGAGAGAGAGGGAGGGGAGCGGGAGGAGGGAAACGAGAGAAGGGGUAGGGGUGUUUCUUCGUGCCACGCGCGGCUCCCGUCGUUAGGGGUCGCCCUGGGAAGGGGUGCGAGACGUGUGCGCGUGGGUGUACGUGUGUGUUUGUGUGAGUGUGUAGGCAGUCGUGUAGCUGUGGGAGUGGGUCACGCUCGGAGCCCGCGCGCCGCCGGAGGAGGAGCCCGGAGAGCGAGGCAGGCAGGGAGCGCGCGAGCCCGCCGAGGCCCGCCCGGGAUGGAGAACGCAGCGCGAGCGAUGUGACUCUCCCCACCCCGCCCCCCAACCUCCCUCCCCUUCUCCUCCUCCUCCUCCUCCUCCUCUUCCUCCUCCCCUCCCUCCCUUCCCCCUUCCCAUCCCGGCCCCGGCCGAGGGGACCCAGCAGCGGUGGCGGCAGCCGAGGAGACAGAGCCAGUGAGGGAGGAGGCAGCCGCUGUGACCGGGCAUGGUGGUCUGGGGCAGAGCGAAAGAAACUCCAGCAUGAGGCGAGGUGGAUGGAGAAAACGAACUGAAAAUGAUGGCUGGGGGAAAUGGGGUGGGUACAUGGCUGCAAAGGUCCAGAAAUUGGAGGAACAGUUCCGAUCAGAUGCCACUUUGCAGAAGGAUGGAACACCAUCUACGAUUUUUAAUGGAGUAGCUAUCUAUGUCAAUGGCUACACAGAUCCUUCUGCUGAGGAAUUGAGGAAGCUGAUGAUGUUACAUGGAGGCCAGUACCAUGUAUAUUAUUCCAGAUCUAAAACAACACAUAUUAUUGCCACAAAUCUCACUAAUGCCAAAAUAAAAGAACUAAAAGGUGAAAAAGUCAUUCGACCUGAGUGGAUUGUGGAAAGCAUUAAAGCUGGCCGUCUCCUGUCAUACAUUCCAUAUCAACUCUAUACCAAGCAGUCCAGUGUUCAGAAAAGUCUCAACUUUAAUCCCAUAUGCAAGCCUGAGGAUCCCAUGCCAGGUCCAAGCAAUAUAGCGAUAGAGCUCAACAACAGGGUAAAUCAGAUAAUCAAGAAGUAUGAGACAGAAAAUGAGAUCAAAGUCAAUGGUAUGAACAGUUGGAAUGAAGAAGAUACAAGUGAUGAUUUUCCGCUUAUGGAGCUGGAGCAGAUUUUUCCCGGGAAGAAACAAAAUGGAAUUCAGCAUUCCCGAGACAACACACCCAUUCUCAAUGGACAUACUCUCAGCUCUAAUGGUGCCUUAAAGACUAAGGAUUGCUUGGUGCCCUCGGGCAACAGUGUUGCAGACAGGCUUUCUCCAGGCCCUUUGUCUGAGGAGAAGACUGAAAAAGGCAACAUUGAUUUUAGAGACUGCACUAUGCAGCAGUUGCAUCAAAGCAACAGAAACAUAGACAUUUUGUGGAAUCCACACAGGACUAUGAGUAAUUCAUUCUCAUCGUCAUCUUUGCACAGUCAUACUAAAAUAAAUGGUGCUCACCACUCCACUGUUCAGGGGCCUUCAAGCACAAAAAGCACUUCAGUACCUGCUGUUAGCAAGGCGGCUUCCUCAGCGCUGUCCAAACCUUCAGACUGCAAUUUCAUUUCAGACUUUUAUUCUCGUUCAAGACUGCAUCACAUAUCAAUGUGGAAGUGUGAAUUGACUGAGUUUGUUAACACCUUACAAAGACAAAGUAGUGGUGUCUUUCCAGGAAGGGAAAAAUUAAAAAAAAUGAAAGCAAGCAGGUCUGCCCUUAUAAUAACUGAUGCAGGCAAUAUGUCUGUAUUGAAUCCAUCCAGACAUCAGAGCUGUAUAAUGCAUGUUGAUAUGGAUUGCUUCUUUGUGUCAGUGGGUAUCCGAAAUAGACCAGAUCUCAAAGGAAAGCCAGUAGCUGUUACAAGUAACAGAGGUACAGGAAGGGCACCCUUACGCCCUGGAGCUAACCCCCAGCUGGAAUGGCAGUAUUACCAGAAUAAAAUACUGAAAGGCAAAGCAGCAGAUAGAGUUCCUGAUGUGCCAGAUUCAUCACUAUUGGAAAAUCAGGAUUCUGCACAGACAAAUGGAAUUGACUCUGUUUUGUCCAAGGCUGAAAUUGCAUCUUGUAGUUAUGAAGCCAGACAAGUUGGCAUUAAAAAUGGAAUGUUUUUUGGUCAAGCCAAACAAUUAUGUCCAAAUCUUCAAGCUGUUCCAUAUGAUUUCCAUGCUUACAAAGAAGUUGCUCGGACAAUGUAUGAAACAUUAGCAAGCUAUACUCAUAACAUUGAAGCUGUCAGUUGUGAUGAAGCACUAGUAGAUAUCACUGAAAUCCUUGCAGAGACCAGACUUACUCCUGAUGAAUUUGCAAAUGCAAUCCGAACUGAAAUCAAAGACCAGACUAAAUGUGCUGCUUCUGUUGGGAUGGGUUCCAAUAUUCUGCUGGCCAGAAUGGCAACAAGGAAAGCCAAACCAGAUGGACAAUAUCACUUAAAGCCAGAGGAAGUGGAUGAUUUUAUUAGAGGACAGCUAGUUACCAGUCUGCCUGGAGUUGGCCGAACAAUGGAAUCCAAAUUAGCAUCUUUGGGAAUUAAAACUUGUGGAGACCUGCAAUAUAUAACGAUGUCAAAACUACAGAAGGAAUUUGGCCCAAAGACAGGCCAGAUGCUUUAUAGGUUCUGCCGUGGUUUGGAUGAUAGACCGGUUCGAACAGAAAAAGAAAGAAAAUCUGUCUCAGCUGAGAUCAACUAUGGAAUCAGAUUUACCCAGCCAAAGGAAGCAGAAGCUUUUCUUCUGAGUCUUUCAGAAGAGAUUCAGCGAAGACUUGAAGCUGCUGGCAUGAAGGGUAAACGACUAACUCUGAAAAUCAUGGUCCGAAAGGCUGGGGCUCCUGUAGAAACAGCCAAGUUUGGGGGCCAUGGAAUUUGUGACAAUGUUGCCAGGACUGUCACACUUGACCAGCCAACAGAUAGUGCAAAAAUAAUUGGAAAAGCAACAUUAAAUAUGUUUCAUACAAUGAAAUUGAACAUAUCAGAUAUGAGAGGGGUUGGAAUUCAAGUGAAUCAGUUGGUUCCUAUCAAUAAAACAUCUUCAGGUUGCUCUACCCACCCAUCCAUGCAGUCUAGCCGUUUGCCAGGUGGAUCACAUUCUGUCAUUGAUCUUUUUCAAGUUCAAAAAGCUAAGAAAUCCACUGAAGAAGAGCAUAAGGAAAUAUUUGUGGCUGCAAUGGAUCUUGAAAUAUCAUCUGCCUCUCGAACGUGCACUUUUUUGCCAUCUUGUACCACACAUCUGGCACCCAGUCCAGUUGCCAGUAAAACUGAGCCUUCAGUGAAAUGGAAUGGGCUCCAUUCUCCUGUCAGUGUGAAAUCCAGACUUAACCUAAGCAUAGAAGUACCCUCCCCUUCCCAGCUAGAUCAGUCUGUUUUAGAAGCACUUCCAUCUGAUCUUCGACAACAAGUAGAGCAAAUAUGUGCCAUUCAGCAAGGAGAGACACAUGUGGAGAAAAAGAAGGAACCAGUAAAUGGUUGUAACACUGGAAUUUUGCCACAACCAGUUGGAACAGUUUUGUUACAAAUACCAGAUCUUCAAGAAUCGAAUAGUGACAGUGGAAUCAAUGUUAUAGCCCUACCAGCAUUUUCGCAAGUGGACCCUGAGGUGUUUGCAGCACUUCCUGCUGAACUUCAAGAGGAGCUGAAAGCCGCAUAUGAUCAAAGACAAAGACAACUAGAGAACUCCACGUAUCAGCAGCCAGCCAAUUCAUUUGUAUCAAAGAAUCCUUUAUUACAACUAAAACAAACAGUAGUAAAAGAUAAGAAGAAAAGCAGGAAAAAAACAGUCAGUCCCAUGAAAAAGGUCCAGAGUACUUUGAACAACAAGCUGCUCAGCAGUCCAGCUAAAACGCUGGCAACACAUACUGGAAGCCCUCAGAAGCUGAUAGAUGGCUUUUUGAAACAAGAAGGUCCAGCUUCCGCUAACGCACAGGUUGAGCCAAGUUCAUCAACUGCAGUUAGGUCAGGCCCUUUGCCAUCAGAACUAGCAGGCUCCUUUAGACAACCAGCACCCAAUCUAGCUGGUGCUGUUGAAUUCAAUGACGUGAAGACCUUGCUCAAAGAAUGGAUUACCACUAUAUCAGAUCCAAUGGAGGAAGACAUCUUGCAAGUUGUAAAAUACUGUACUGAUCUAAUAGAAGAAAAGGAUCUAGAAAAAUUGGAUCUGGUCAUAAAGUACAUGAAAAGGUUAAUGCAGCAGUCUGUGGAAUCAGUUUGGAAUAUGGCAUUUGACUUUAUUCUUGACAAUGUUCAGGUGGUUUUACAACAAACUUAUGGAAGCACAUUAAAAGUUACCUAAACUUGUAAUAAGGAGCUUGGUGAGAGAGAGCCUGGAGCUCUCUGCUAGCUGUGCCAUAAGUGCUUGUGAGGUAUUUGCAAAGUGCAUGAUAGUAAUGCUGAGUUUUUAUAAUUUUGAAUUUCUUUUUAAACAGAAGUGUUUUGUACAUUUCUUUUCAAAAAGUGCCAAAUUUGUCAGUAUUGCAUGUAAAUAAUUGUGUCGAUUCUUUUACUGUAGCAUAGACUCUAUUUACAAAAUGUUUGUUUAUAAAGUUUUAUGGAUUUUUACAGUGAAGU
Dromiciops gliroides (monito del monte) is the source of this 4574-nucleotide messenger RNA. RefSeq names its product REV1 DNA directed polymerase (gene REV1). NCBI's taxonomy places the organism in Eukaryota, Metazoa, Chordata, Mammalia, Microbiotheria, Microbiotheriidae. Gene Ontology annotation, cellular component: nucleus. The coding region runs from base 538 to 4299 and encodes 1253 amino acids. The record is from RefSeq and is a predicted model, not a curated record. Gene Ontology annotation, molecular function: DNA-directed DNA polymerase activity; damaged DNA binding; deoxycytidyl transferase activity. Gene Ontology annotation, biological process: error-prone translesion synthesis; error-free translesion synthesis. The transcript is spliced from 23 exons.